Molecule: messenger RNA, 10019 nt
Organism: Acipenser ruthenus (sterlet)
Lineage: Eukaryota; Metazoa; Chordata; Actinopteri; Acipenseriformes; Acipenseridae
Product: kinesin-like protein KIF28
Exons: 34
Coding region: 3670-7833 (1387 amino acids)
Biological process (GO): cytoskeleton-dependent intracellular transport; microtubule-based movement
Cellular component (GO): microtubule; kinesin complex
Molecular function (GO): ATP hydrolysis activity; microtubule motor activity; microtubule binding
Source: RefSeq, a predicted model, not a curated record
CCAUCAAACCUGAGGUCAUAAAAGGCCCAAGUUUAGGCCCAAAAUGUAACAUGUAAAUGUUUCUUUUCAAAUUAUUACUGAUCCCACUUCCAUUGUGCUAAGAAUCUUUUUGUUUUUCUUUUAUUUUAAUUGAGGAUAUGCAUAUUCUUCAAAACAAAGCUCAAGAUAAACUGUUGCAUCCUGGCUAGAGGCUGCUAGGUCUGGUUAUUUGUUACCAGGACGCAGCAGCAACUUUUUCUCUCCAGUGCUGUCUUUGAAAAAUACGUUGAAGUAUAUUGAAGUAUAGAUAUGAGCAAAGAGACUUUCAACAGAAAAAAGGGGGGCAGGUGAUAAUAUUGCUUGUGCUAAUAAGAGGUAGGAAAUACAUAUUAAAGCAUGAAUAACACUCUGAUAAUGUAUUUUAUGUUAAGGCAACUUUGAAGUGCGAAAGGAGUGAAUGGAAGUCAGAAGCACUUAAAAGCUGUAAAGCUAAUGGGAUUUAUAGCUAGUGUCGCAAAUGUUAUAUUCCUUAUGAGCCUUUGACAGUUUCUUUAUUUUCUGCUGGAUGUAACACAUUUUCUCCCUCUUGAGAGAGAUUUUGAAGUCAUUUUCAGUAGCCUUUAAUGUGCCACCCAGCUUUUGUCAAUGUAUCAAAGGAUUCUGGCUCCUGGAUCACAAAAACAUUACAGUAAGAUUCCACUUUUAUUUGGUCGCAAAUAUUUAUGUCUUUACAUGUCUAAAAAGAGAAAAUGUUGAUGUAUUUAACUUACCAACCAAAACUGCUCUCUGCUAAAAUUGUAACAGAGGGUUUGAGACGAUAAGUUUGAAGGCAGCACAGCUGUAAAAAUAAUGCUCAGACUUAUGAAAAAGGAAAAUAUACCGCUAAUAAUAUUAAAAUUAAAGUUUUUUUAAACCAACAUUAUAUAAGUCGUCCUCGUGUCCACCCCUCUGAUGUUAUGAGUCCUCCAGUUUGAAAACCACAAUCCUGUUGCAAUACAUUACCUUCUGGUUCACCUUGUUCAACCCACCUACCAAGCAGGAGAACAUCAUUCUUGUUGUUAAGCCAAUUGCUUUCACUCCUCAAACCUAAUUAACGGACAUUACCAAGCUAUUGAACUUUGGAGGUGAGGCCCAGUCUGGACAGUUUUUGCCUGAGCCUCACCAGUAGGGGUCACAAAGCAAAGUGAGGUGAACAAUUCUUAUAUGAUUUUCCUUUCUAUACCAGGGGAAGCGCAAAAGCUAAUACAGCACUUCCUGCGGUCUCCCAGCCCAGAUCGGCGACUAACCCUAGACUCCAACAGUACUGUUAUUAGCCGAGGAUCCCUAACUGUUAUGUUUGUAAUCAAAACCUCACAUGCAGAAAACAACACUCAUCACUUCCCUAACAUUAACAGAAUGUUUCAUAAAAACAUAGAACAUAAGAAAGUUUACAAACGAGAGAAGGCCAUUUGGCCCAUCUUGCUCUUUUGGUUCUUAGUAGCUGAUUGAUCCCAGAAUCUCAUCAAGCAGCUUCUUGAAGGAUCCCAGGGUGUCAGCUUCAGCAACAUUACUGGGGAGUUGGUUCCACAAUUCUCUGUGUAAAAAAGUGCCUCCUAUUUUCAUGAAUGAUGCAGUUUGCAGUGGAUUUGCUUCUGCACCCAGGGACCAUGAGACCCUGGCUGAUUUAGCAGCAUACCUGGAUUAUCAAAGCUUUGCUUAGGGAUGGAGAUCCUUGUGCUGCACUUCAAUACAUUAACUGGAAGAAACCAGCCAUUGAGAAACCAGAGGACCUCAAAUUAUAUAUAACUGUAUUUCUCCACAACAGGUAAAUUAAUUGCCAGAUUUUGCUUAACCCUGGGUUAAAGAACAGUGGUGUAUAAUGCUAGAAGCACAACUAAGAGUGUUAGAGCUUAGUAAAAUAUAUACAGUACGGUAGAACACAAGCAUGCAUGGGAAAUCCCGUGUAAGAACCUUUAGCACAGACAUGCUCUAUUACUCUACUUUGAUAUUCUGCUGCUGUUUUCUUUACUGUUACUUUAAUAGUUUUUUUUGUCAUAAUAAUAUCUUAUUUGUUUUUAAUUGGUAAUUUGUCAGGAUGUUAUCAAAAGAAAAUGUGUAUACUGUACAUAUAUAGUAAAAUGUAUAAUAUAGUGUUCCAAAAACACCUGGUGUCGACUCAAAACAACAACGUUCCCCUAAAAAGUAAGUGAUGUUGUUUCACGCAUUUGUGAAAAUAGCUCUACAAAGUUCAAGCCCUCAUAUUAUAAAAUGAUUUAUUUAUAAUUAGCUUACAAAGAACUGCAUUCCUUACCUUAUUGUACAUUCUUACAUUGGUUCACCUUGCUUUAGAUGUGUGACAGAAGCUUGGAAACUACUGAUACAAGAAUCAAGCGAAGAGUUGAGAGACGGCCUAGUCCAGCUCUUCCUUCAAAGCUGUGUUGAGUUGGGACUCUUAAAGGAGCUGCUGGCUUUCACCCUAACACUGGACCAGGUUUUUAUGGUUUUUAAGGUUUUUUUUUAAUCUUGUUUAAUGAUCACAUGUCCCUACAUUCUCUCUAAAUUAAUGGAAUAAAAAUAAAUACAAGUAAAGCCACCAUUUUAUAUUCACUGUUAAAAAUGCCUCAUAUAGAAAUGUUUUUAAAAAGUUUUACCUGGGGACUUGUCCAUUUUACUGCAAUUUUAACAGUGUAAUUAUACCUGAAUAAAAAACCCUUUUAAAUGUCCAUAUUUUAAGGAAACAAAGCAGCAAUAUGCAGUAGAAAUUACCAGAAUGAAGGAAAUGUGUACUGUCACUCCAGAAAUGCCUUCUCCAGAAAUCUGUAUUCAGAAGCUACUGUGCCCCAGAGGGCACAAACCAAGGCCUUUUUCCGCCUGUCUGUACAGUGCUAGUUCCAGUUCCAGUGAAGCACUUUCUCUUGAAGGAUUUCUUGCUUUGCUAACUGAAUCAGUGGUAGAUCUACAGCAGACACCCUCUUGUAGCAGGCAGACAAGGAAUGCAGUGUGGCCAGAUCUUGUGGAAAGGCAAGAGGAUGAAACCCAAAUGCAGUGCCUGUCUCUCUCUACCCAAGCACUGAGACAAAUCACUCCAAGUCCAACAGCGACAGACCUUAGCAGCAGGUUUAAUUCAGAAACAAGUGAACAGGAGGAAGCUACUGAUGAAACACACCCUACAGAGCGGCUGUCUGCCAGUGGCGUGGAGACCCCUCUCUGAGGCAUACAUACCUCUUGUAUGGUUGAUUUGCCAAAUGUUUGACCUCCGCUAGGUUGAAAGGACAGGAUAAGGGGCCCUACUGCAUAACACCUUCCAUUUCCAAAGAAAGCCCUGAAGUAAGCAAUGGAGUUUGCAGCUUGCAGGUUUCUUUGGAGAGCUCUGACUCAGUGCUGGACAGUGACUCCAUCUUCACGAGUGAGUGUAUACCUGAAAUUGAACCAGGUGAUGAUCUGGAGAGUGUGAAUGAAAUAGCAGAAGAUUACCAGAAGCUCUUGGGAUGCCCUGACCUGCUUUUAACCAUUGACUGCACUACAAGUUCAAGUGUCUUGAACAGCCUCGAUAAGGACACCCAACAAGAAAUGAUCUGGAGUGCUCUUGAGCAGACUUGAGAUGGACUCUGAGCAGACUUGCACAAUAGUCUGCAAUCAGCUGGCAACAGGAGGGGGAGCUACAGACUUGGCUAUGGAUAUGACUUAGAUGGGGAAAGGUGGUUGAACGUAAUGAACUUGCAUCCUCAGUUUUAUAGCAAUGAAGAUAACCAGAGAACAUUUCUUACCUGCGAUAGCCCAGUGGAUAAUGGCAUCUUUCUUUCCUCAGCAAAAGUGCAAAUGGAUUACAAGUCUGCACAUGGAGGGAAUACGAGAGUGAUUGGGGAAGGGUCAGAGGAUCCUAUGGACACUGUUGCAUUAGAGGAGAAAACUGAGAAUGUUUCGUUUUCCCAAGAUACGCUUUCAAGCUGCAGCUGCUCUUCACAGUCAUUUCUUGAGCUGGAGCCUCUGCAGAGAGCAAAAGAUUUCACAAGUCAAGAAGACAUCACAGAGGGGCACAGGAAGGAGAUCCCUGAAGUAGUUGACCAACCAGAAAUCCUCACUUACUGUGCGUUCACUGAAAACAUGCUGAGGUACUUUUCAGAUUGCCUGGAAAGGAAAAACCAGGAAGAUAAUAAAGAUGAAAACAUACCAGAAUUAAAAGAAAGAGAAGGUCUUCUUUCAUUAAGUGGUGAACAUUUCCAAAAGGAAAAGGAGCCUAAACAGAAAGGCUCAGCAUGGUACAAAACAACUUUUACAUCACAGAAUACUUCCCUCUGUAUUCCUCCACACAAAACUGCUCGACCAAAGAACCCACAACUUGCAAAAGGAAACCCUCCCCGAGUACCUCAACACAUUCCCUCCAAAGCAGUGAUGGGCAGUGAAGGUGGAAAGCCACAGAAAAAAGAACCAAUAUGCUUCAAGACAACGUCAGGCAGACUGGGCCCCUGGAAGUUGGGUAGUUGGUGGAAACAAGCAUUAGAAACUAGACGAGCAUCAACGGGUCUCCUUCCAGAUAUUGAAAUGGUUUCUAGUGCACCAUACGCCAAAAAGAUUCCCCAUGCUACAGGAAGACAGCACCCCCACCAUCAUGGAAUUUUCUCCCAGUCUGCUCCGAAACAAAGAGCCGAAAAGAGUGAAGGGAGGCAGAGCUCCCUUAGGAUCCCCAGUACACAGACCACAUCAACAUUAUUUGAAGGUAGAAACAGUUUAAAACUUCGGUCAGCACUGCAGCCCAACAUGCCAAAUGCAGACAGCAUUAAAGUUGCUGUUAGGGUACGUCCUUUUAACCAGAGGGAGAAAGUUCUGCAAUGCAAGUGCAUUGUCUCCAUGCUGGGCAGCAGUACUCAGGUCACAGACCCCAAAAACCUCAACAGCAGGAAGAGUUUUCAUUUUGACCAUUGCUAUUGGUCCCAUGAUGAGUAUACCGAGAAUGAACAAGGAGUCCACAUUUCUGAUGGUCAUCACAGCAGAUAUGCUGAUCAGGCUAAGGUCUUCAAUGACCUUGGCAGAACCAUUCUGGAGAAUGUGUGGAGAGGAUUCAAUGCCACCCUGUUUGCUUAUGGGCAGACUGGAUCUGGAAAAAGCUACACCAUGACAGGCUAUGGGCAAAACAAGGGCCUGGUGUCCAUGAUUUGUGAGGAGCUGUUCAGGGGGAUCAGAGAGAAGCAGAGCCCUGAGAGACAGUUUCACGUCUAUUUCAGCAUGUUUGAGAUUUAUAAUGAGCAGGUUCAAGACCUGUUAUCUAAAGUUCGAAAGCCUGGUGGUCUGCGGGUUCGAGAAGGCAGGAAAGGAUUUUACGUUGAAUGCCUCAAAGCAGUGUCUUGUGACAGCUAUGAGAAACUGGAGGCCCUGUUGCGGGAAGGCAUACGAAACAGAAGCACGGCUGCUACCAAUAUGAAUGCAACAAGCAGCAGGUCCCAUAUGGUGAUCAAUCUGCGCUUUAAACAGGUUUUAACCAAAGAGCAUUGCCUGAAACAGUCUGAGAUUGAUCUAGUGGAUUUGGCUGGCAGUGAGAAACAGAGGAGUUCAGGAAGCACAUCAGACAGAUUCAACGAAGCAAGAGCAAUCAACCUUAGCCUCACCACACUGGGAAAUGUGAUCAGUGCUUUGUCAGACAAGGCUGUGGGCAAAAAGAUCCAUCACAUCCCAUACAGGAACUCAACUCUCACCAGGCUACUCCGCACAGCGCUGGGGGGAAACAGCAAAACCGUGAUGAUUGCUACAGUAAGCCCUGCACAUAUCAAUUAUGAAGAGACUUUGUCAGCUUUACGUUAUGCAGAAAGAGCAAAGAGCAUUAUGAACAAAGCUGUAAUAAAUGUGAGUGCUACAGAGAGGCUUCUCAGAGAUCUUAAAGAAGAGAAUAGCAGGCUGCAGGCAAGAAUCACAGACAUUGAAACAGCAGGAGCAGUUGAAGAGAGAGAGACUCUAAGGAGGCUGAUUUUGGAGAAUGAAAUCCAGUUAAGAGAGAUACAGAAGUCCUGGCAGCAGAAACUGGAGGACGCAAAGAGGGAGUGGGAGCAGCAGUACAGCACCCUGGCAUUGGUAACAGUUACUGAAGAAGAGCUAAAGGCUACCCUCCCUUAUUUGGUCAAUGUCAGUGAAGAUCCCCAGCUGUCUGGAGUUCUGCGGAAAUUCAUUAAAACUGGCAUUACGUCUGUAGGAAGGAUAGCCAGCUCUGAGGAGGAUAUUGUGAUGAAAGGCCUAGGUAUUCUAGAUAAACACGCAGUGCUAAUGAACUGUGAUGAUAAAGUAACUAUGGAACCCCAGAAGGGUGCAAGGAUUCUGGUAAACGGAGUGCCGCUACUGACCAGGUCUCAGCUAAAGCAUCUAGACAGAAUUAUAUUUGGAUCCUGUGUGUUCUAUCUAUACGUGGGUUUUCCUCAAGAACGCAGCGAAAAAGAUAAAAUCCACAAGUAUGGAAAGGAUUUUUUCCUGUCAGAAAUUGCCUCAGACAGAGAAUUUGCUCAGCUACAUCUAGGCAUUUCUGACAAGCAGAAAGAAAACAUAGACCCAAACCUGACAAGAGUGUUCCAUGACUUCACCGCCCUGGUGCCUGUGGUCAUGCAAGCUAACCAAAUAAGCCAAGAACUUGGAAAAAAUAUUUCCUUUGAGCUGGAAAUAAAGCACCUGGCUUUUAUGGAUGCCAGUGGAGGAGAGCUAGAUAAGGAAGUGAUUGUGAGGGUGAGAAACACCAAUAAUCAGGUAUGGGUUUGGUCAAAGGAGAGGUUUGCUGAAUGCAUGCUUUUAAUGGAAGAUAUGUAUAAAAGAGACUCUCAAGAGAACUUACAGCAUGAUUUCUUCAAGGACCCAGUAGAGAACAUCCACCUGGGGAGUGCUCAAGUGUGGCUUGAAUCCUUGGCCUACUGUAUGAGGUAUGAAGAGCAAGUCGAUGCCAGCAAUUCUCAGGGUGAUGAAGAGGCGAUUGUCCAUGUUAAACUACUGCCCUGUAAUGCUGAUGGAGUCCCGCUGGGGGAGGAAGCCGCUGUUGUUGAUCUGGAGGAUCUCCUGGGUAGACGGAUGGACUUUCAGGUGCAGAUUAGUCAGUGUUUGGGAGUGAAAUGGAUUAAAGAACAAAACAGCAGGGGCAUUCAGAUCGGAUUUCAGAUAUAUGAGCUCCCUAUUGUGUUUUACACAAACAGCAGCUGGGGAAAUAUUAACCCGACAUUAGCCUACUCUGUGCACGUCACCAUCCAGCAUGUCACCAUGGACUUUCUAAACUACUUGAAAACUCAUGCCAUCAUACUGGAGCUCUUUGGACUCCAAGAGGGCUGUCCUGAAAUGGAGACUUCAUAUGCUGACAUCCAGCUUUCUAAUGAGGGGACUGUUUUGCUGGACAUGUGCUACCAGGACUCCCAGCAAUCAUGCACAUCAACGGAUUCUGGCAAUGACUUCUCAGAACUUCAUGAAAGACUCUUACACUUGGAAUUAGAAUGCGACAAGUUGAGAGAAGAAAACCGGGUCUUGAAGACUGAAAACUUUGAAAUGAGAGGGGAAAUGGAAGAGCGAGCUAGACAGGGUCCAAUUCCAGAUACUACCUCUAUCUCAGAGAAAUUAUCUAACGACAGACUGAGCGGACGAUCUGCCUUUCCAAAUUUUGAUGCCGAGUUCGCCAAAGCACUAAAGAGGUUUUAUUUUGGAAUGAACGGAGUAAAAGGAAAACUAAAUCAUCUGAAGGAGAUACGACCUUUGGAUGAAUAUAACAUUCGUUCCUUGCAGUAUUUUGUUGAUGAGAGAAUUGAGCUGAUUAAGGAGUUUGGGGGAGACCUUGAGGGUUGUGUUGGGAAAAUGAAAAGUGACGUGGAGAAGAUAAUCCAGAAAAAGAAAGAGAUUCACCUCGCACUUUCAGCAAAAUAGAUUUUACAUGCUAGAUUGGGCAAGCAAAUACUGUAGAUCAGAGAUCUACUGGAGAGCUACGGGGUCUGAUUUUUGUUUCAACAGAGCUUUCAAUUACUUAAUUAAACCAAUUAUUGAUUUACUUAGUUAAGAUUAACAUGUGUUCCAGAUCUUUAGCCACUGAUGAUGUAAAGACACCUAUAACGUGCCUCACAGCACACCAGGGCGUGCGGUAAGAACUGUCUUACCAGGCACCCUGUCGUGGGUUAUUUCUUACUAGAAUAAUGCAUGAAUUCUGUAAAAAGUACUAUAACGUAAUGUAAUAAGUAUAUUGAUCUGUAGCAGAAUUUGUAUAUAUUUAGCAUAACAUACUUUUUUAAUGCGAAGUGAUAUUAACUGUAAUAUGUAUAUGUAGAACUGCUGGUGUGAUAUUAAUAUAUCCAAUUUGAUUAAUAUAUCAAUGCAUUUUUUUCUGUGCUUGAACUCAUGGUAAUGGUGGUAGGGAUGAUGAUGAUUAUUAUGAUGAUGAUUAUUGUUAUUAUUAUCAUUGAUGAAGAAACAUAUGAGUUAGCAGAGUGCGUUAUUUUAUGAAGAAGACAUUAGCCGAAAUAUUUGUCAACUGUACUUAACUUUCUUUCUAGUUUUUAAUUGAGAAACAAUUCCCUUACAAGCUCUAAAAUUGAUGCUGGACUACAGCCAUGUAUUUCUAGGUCUUUUUUUUUUUUUUAAAUCUUUGUUCUGCUUUAAACAAAAUGGAAUACAACCACACAUGUCCAGAUCUCAUUCUUGAAUAGAUUGUAUUGCUUGUGUGACACUGGCCAAAAAAGGUGACCUGCUAUUGGGCUGUAACUUACUGAAUAGUUGAGAAUGCUUAAACUCUCUAAUUUUCUCAGCCAGUCAUGUAUAAAAAUACUAUAGAGCAAGUACAGCCAACAGAGUUAAAAACAAGUGACUUACUAUGAAGAUAUUUAAAAUGACAGAUUGGGUUAUGGAUUACUCUACAUUAACUUGAAGGAAGAACUAUAUACCAUAAAUUACUUUUUUCAUCCUUGUUAGUGAUUCACAUUCCAUAAUAAGCCUUUCAUGGCUGACUGAAUUCAUUGGGUUGACAAGGUAAGUAAAUCUGACAGAGCCAGUCAUGUUUUUGUAUCCAGCUUAUUCGUAUGAGCCGCUUUUCAUAGUAAUAUUAGAAAUAAUUCCAUGCAUCAUUUUCCCUUAAAAUGAUUCCCCUAAUAUUAGUAUACACUAUUAUGUAGUAGUUGCAAUCAGAGCAUGUUAAACAGUAUAUUAAUUUUUAAACCUGAUCAAAUAAGUGUAGCCCAUAAGAUUACAAUAUCCAGUAUCCAGCCCUCAAAUACCUGCACUUAGGACUACAUUUAAAAGCAUAGGGAUUUCUAAAUGGAAAGGGAUUCUAUUCAGCAAAGAAAUCACACUAAUAAGUGGUGGAGUUAAAGUGUUAUUGGUGCUAAUAAAGGUUACAUAGUAAAAAGAAGUUUUAUUAACACACAUUUUUCCUACAGUUUUUUUUAAACAUGUUUAAAAUGUGUCCUGCUUAGGUCUUUGUGUGUUUAGAAAAAUGUUUUUAUUAGUUUGAUACCACCAAUAAUUAAAUAUGUUUUGAGAAUAGGAGCUGUUCCACACUAAAUUGACACUUAUCUUAUUGGUCUGGAUAAUUAAAUAGUAUUGAUUUGAAGUUUCAAACUCAGAGCCACUCCAUUUGUAAACCUAUUUUCUAUGAAUAGGAUACACAUCUUAUCAACAUUUGUAGCUAUGUUUCAAUAUUACCUCAUCCUGCAAAAUCCAUCUCUAGUUUUGUUUUAAUUAAUAUAUUUCAUUUUAUUUGUAUACAUUUUUGUAUACUUUAUCUGUAGAUUACAGUUAUUGGAAAGGACUAGGCUUGAAAUAUAAUGAAGAGGCUGUGAUAUGAUACUAUAUUUUAUGAUUAAGUUUUUAUGAUUAAGUUAAGUUUAGAUGUAUAUGGUUGAUAAAGCAUUUAGAAACGCAAAACAUGCAAUAAGGUAAUUGGUCAUUUUUGUAUAUGAAAGUCAGAUAGGAAAACAGUUGCUGUUGACUGGAAAAAUGAAAACAUAAAUUAACCUGCAUUCAUCUACAAAUAGAAAAAGCGUGGCGCUGUCCAAGGUGCUGAAAUGGCACCACUGCUUGAAGUUUGUAUGCAACAUACGGCUGCAACAUAAAUGAUAAUUCAA